AUGAAUGGAACAUCUGAAGCGUUUUUGCACGCAGUUGCAACAGAGAAUCAAUUAAAGCGAUCAAAUGAUUCCUUGCUUGUAUUCUCGUUAAUUUACCUAGUAAUGAAUGUCUUACUAAUACGAUCAGCUGGUGCAGUCGGAUUAAUUGCUGCAAAUUCCUUGAAUAUGAGUUUUAGGAUUAUUUACUCAGCGGUAUUCAUCAGACAUUAUUUUCAGGAUUCUUCCUCGUUUUCCUUUCGUAGCUGCUUGCCUUCAGGGUGGACAUUUCUGUUAUUUUCAGCUGUAGCCACUCUCAUUUCAGAGAAAAUAUUUCUUGACCAGGAUAACUUCUGGCCAACAUUUUUCAUUCACUUCUCUGUUGGAUUGACUUGUUUCUGCGUGGCAGCCUUUGUCAUCUAUCACCGUGAGAGGCCGUUUAUCAACAAAAUUUUGCGUUUCCGAGACCAUGCUGACUGAAGCAGAUAAAUUUUGAACAUUCUUCAAGGUCAGACUUGUUUAAUAAUUUGAUUGUUUUUCACUCCCUUGAUCAUCUCUCUGCAUGCAUGGGUAAAAGCUGAUAUAAAAUGCUUCUUGGUGCAGCAAAAAGGAAGAACUUGACAGAAUUCAACUCAUUCAUUUAUUUUAGAAAUAAUAACAUGAUAUCAACGUUAUAGCGGGGGGUGAAUUGUGUUGUUUACUUGAAUAACUUAAUCAGUGCAGUCAUUUUGAUGGAAGCUUUAUUGUCCGUACAUGACCAUUUCAUGCUUUCUCCUCUAUUCGUUAUAAUUGAGUUAGGAUCUUGAAGCUUGAUUGAAUUUUCACCAAUUUUGUAGGCUCUUCCUUUAGAUUUCCAAGGAUAGAUGAGGAUAGAGAGGAUUGGUAAAGAAUAUAGAUGUUGCAUUUUGCAGAUUUGGUUGCAUUUGUGAGACCAUAUUCCUCACUUACAUGUUUUAAUGAAGUUGAGAAAAGGCUAAGUGGCACCAACAGCACUGGUGUCUCCACGCCAUGGCGUGCACUGCCAUUCCCACCAUCAUCUGUUAUGUAUCACGAACACCACUCCACGCAGACUAUGCACAAAUGUUGUACUUGUUUGCUUGUGUUUCUUUUUUUGGAGCGAUAGUGAGUGCUCAUCCAUCCUAAUGAUACAUUAUGGAUUUGAGUCCAGAAAUCCUCUUAACAAUAGCGGUAAGAUUGUCUACAAUACUUCAAGAUAGUGGUAAGAAUGUCUAUAAUUUAC
Messenger RNA from Ilex paraguariensis (yerba mate), 1216 nucleotides. NCBI's taxonomy places the organism in Eukaryota, Viridiplantae, Streptophyta, Magnoliopsida, Aquifoliales, Aquifoliaceae. The record is from the annotation of a GenBank genome assembly.